Messenger RNA from Caenorhabditis angaria, 1240 nucleotides. The record is from the annotation of a GenBank genome assembly. NCBI's taxonomy places the organism in Eukaryota, Metazoa, Nematoda, Chromadorea, Rhabditida, Rhabditidae.
AUGGAAGUUGAAGAAGAAGAAGAACCAUGUUAUAUUCUGAGUAUUCCAAAUGAGUUACAACUUAUGAUUUUUGAUAAAAUGGAACAGCUGGAUAAGUAAGUUGUUUUUCAUCAACACAAUUUUAAUACAAAUCCUGUUUUUUCUAGAAUUUCUUAUGGAAAAACAUCACGAAAAUGUCGUGCAAUUUGGAAAGAAUCGAAGAGUUUAUUUGAUGGAAUUAGUUGGGAUAAUUUAUUUGACAGAAUUGUUUUAUCAGUCAAUGACUCAUAUCCAUUUAAAGGAAAUGGACAAUUCGUUAAAUUUUUUCCUAAUCACUAUGAAUUGUAAGUUUUUUUUUCAUUUAAAAGGAAGGUUGUGGAUUUUGCAGCGGCUCAAACGAUACAGACUUUAGACAACGCAAAGAAUGUAAAAACGGUUUUGAAAUUGCGGAGGAAAAAUUUGUGAAAACACUCGAAAAAUAUCAGAAUACUGUGAAAAGUAUUACGAUUUAUGAGGAAUGCAAUGUUAAUUUGCGAAAUAUUUCAAGUUUUCCCAGUUUGCGGUAUUUGAUUUUAAGAGACUGUCCAAAUUUUGUAAGAGAAGUUUUAUCAAAAUCUGUAAAUGCGUUGGAAUAUUUGGAGAUUUAUAUUGAUGCACGGGAUAACGAAAUAAAUUUGGAUUUACCUGAAAUUUAUCGAGUUUUCGAUUAUUUAUCGAUAAAUUUUGGGUUGACUCGUGAACAACUUUUCAAAUUAUCUGCAAAGAAUAUUAGAAUGCCGAUUGGAAAUUUGAAACCAGAAGAUAUUUUUGAAUUUAUCAAAUCUUGGCAAAAUGGAAGAAGAAAUAUAAAGUGCUGUGAAUGGGAAGAAUUGAAUGAUUUUGAUGCUCCAAAAUUUUUCGGAUUUUUCAAUACUCAAGUGAUCAAUCGUUAGUGAGUUAUCAAAAAAAUUAAGUGAAUGAUUUCGAACAAAAAUUCUUUCCAGCAAGCGAAUUACGAUUCGAGGAAUCGGAGGAAAAUCAGCAGAAAUAAUAUUUAGAAAGGGAAAGAGAUUGGAAAUUGAAGUUUUUGAAAAUCCACAGAAUAUUGGUUUCGAUGGUGAAGGAAGGUAUGAUAGAAUUUAUCGUUAUUCGUCUGGUGGUGAGUUCAUUUUUUUUUUUUUUGAAAAUCCGGAAAAUUUUUUUUCCAGAUAGUGAGUCCACAACUGAUAGUGAGUCCUAUACAACAAGUGAUACCGAUUCAGCAGAGUCAGAUUCUGAUUAA